CUUCUGGGCAGUGCAACGCGGCUAAUUGGAGACUAAACAUCGUCAACAUGGAACACUAAAGGAUACAGUGCGCGAAAGGAUUACGGCAAGGCUCUCCAAGGAGCCCAAAGUGCAAAUGUGAAUUAAUCGAAUUAUCCUGAGUUUCGCGUUCGCAAAGACCAAGAAAUCAGAGAUAUGAGUAGCAACACGGAAUCCGAUGCCGAAAAGGCGUUGGGCUCGCGCCUGGAUUACGAUCUGAUGAUGGCCGAGGAGUACAUACUCAGUGAUGUGGAGAAGAACUUCAUAUUGGCCUGCGAGCGGGGUGACCUUCCUGGUGUCAAGAAGCUCCUCGAGGAAUAUAUGGGCACCGACAAGUUCAACAUUAACUGCACGGACCCCAUGAACCGUUCAGCCCUAAUUUCGGCCAUCGAGAACGAGAACUUCGACCUGAUGGUGCUCCUGCUGGAGAACAACAUUGAGGUGGGUGACGCCCUGCUCCAUGCCAUUUCCGAGGAGUAUGUCGAGGCUGUGGAGGAGCUGCUGCAGUGGGAGGAGACCAACCACAAGGAGGGCCAGCCCUAUAGCUGGGAGGCGGUGGACCGCUCGAAGUCCACCUUCACCGUGGACAUCACGCCCCUUAUCCUGGCCGCCCACCGCAAUAACUACGAGAUACUCAAAAUACUCCUGGAUCGCGGUGCCACGCUGCCCAUGCCACACGACGUCAAGUGCGGCUGCGAUGAAUGUGUGACCUCCCAGACGUCGGACUCCCUGCGCCACUCGCAGUCGAGGAUCAACGCGUACCGCGCCUUGUCGGCCAGUUCGCUGAUAGCGCUCAGCUCCCGGGACCCUGUACUGACCGCCUUCCAAUUGUCCUGGGAACUCAAGCGCCUGCAGGCAAUGGAAUCGGAGUUUCGUGCCGAAUACACGGAGAUGCGUCAGAUGGUGCAGGACUUCGGCACCUCCCUUCUGGACCACGCACGCACAUCCAUGGAGCUCGAAGUGAUGCUCAACUACAACCACGAGCCGUCCCACGACAUUUGGUGUCUCGGCCAACGGCAGACUCUGGAACGAUUGAAGCUAGCCAUACGAUAUAAGCAAAAGACGUUUGUGGCACAUCCAAAUGUCCAACAGUUGUUGGCCGCCAUUUGGUAUGAUGGACUGCCGGGUUUCCGACGCAAACAGGCCUCCCAGCAACUGAUGGAUGUAAUGAAGCUCGGCUGCAGCUUUCCCAUCUACAGUUUGAAGUACAUCCUGGCCCCGGAUUCCGAUGGGGCCAAGUUCAUGCGCAAGCCCUUUGUCAAGUUCAUCACACACUCCUGCUCCUACAUGUUCUUUUUGAUGCUUUUGGGUGCCGCCUCUUUGAGGGUGGUGCAAAUCACCUUUGAACUGCUGGCUUUUCCCUGGAUGCUGACCAUGCUGGAAGAUUGGCGCAAACACGAACGAGGCUCCUUACCGGGUCCCAUCGAACUGGCAAUCAUAACCUACAUAAUGGCCUUGAUAUUUGAGGAACUAAAGUCCCUGUAUUCGGAUGGCUUGUUUGAGUAUAUCAUGGAUCUUUGGAACAUAGUCGACUACAUAUCGAAUAUGUUCUAUGUGACGUGGAUUCUUUGUAGAGCCACCGCUUGGGUAAUAGUUCAUCGUGAUCUCUGGUUCCGUGGCAUAGACCCCUACUUCCCACGUGAGCACUGGCAUCCCUUUGAUCCCAUGCUUUUAUCGGAAGGUGCCUUUGCUGCCGGAAUGGUCUUCUCCUAUCUGAAGCUUGUCCAUAUCUUCUCGAUCAAUCCCCAUUUGGGUCCGUUGCAAGUUUCGCUGGGACGCAUGAUAAUCGACAUUAUAAAGUUCUUCUUUAUCUACACUUUGGUUUUGUUCGCCUUUGGGUGUGGUCUCAAUCAGUUACUUUGGUACUAUGCUGAACUCGAGAAGAAUAAGUGCUAUCACCUGCAUCCGGAUGUGGCUGACUUCGAUGACCAGGAAAAGGCUUGUACCAUCUGGCGAAGAUUUUCCAACUUAUUUGAGACAUCGCAAUCCCUUUUUUGGGCUUCCUUUGGCCUGGUGGACUUGGUCUCAUUCGAUCUGGCCGGAAUCAAGAGUUUCACCCGGUUCUGGGCCCUCCUGAUGUUCGGCUCCUAUUCGGUGAUCAAUAUUAUUGUGCUCCUCAACAUGCUUAUUGCCAUGAUGUCCAACUCGUAUCAAAUCAUCUCGGAGCGAGCCGACACAGAGUGGAAGUUCGCCCGGUCUCAGCUUUGGAUGAGCUACUUCGAGGAUGGCGGCACUAUUCCACCGCCGUUCAACCUCUGUCCCAAUAUGAAGAUGUUGAGAAAGACUCUGGGGCGGAAGCGGCCUUCACGAACCAAGAGCUUUAUGCGCAAGUCGAUGGAGCGGGCACAGGUCCUGCAUGACAAAGUGAUGAAGCUGCUGGUCAGGCGGUACAUUACGGCGGAGCAGAGGCGGCGGGACGAUUACGGCAUUACCGAGGAUGAUAUCAUUGAGGUGCGGCAGGACAUCAGCUCCUUGCGUUUCGAACUACUGGAGAUUUUCACGAACAAUAGUUGGGAGGUACCCGACAUCGAGAAGAAGUCUCAGGGAGUGGCCCGAACCACCAAGGGCAAGGUGAUGGAACGACGCAUCCUCAAGGACUUCCAGAUUGGCUUCGUGGAGAAUCUGAAGCAGGAAAUGAGCGAAAGUGAGAGCGGUCGGGACAUAUUCUCAUCGCUGGCCAAGGUCAUCGGCAGAAAGAAGACCCAGAAGGGCGAUAAGGACUGGAAUGCCAUUGCGAGAAAGAAUACCUUUGCUUCUGAUCCUAUUGGUUCGAAGCGCUCCUCCAUGCAACGUCAUAGCCAACGCAGUCUGAGGAGAAAGAUCAUUGAGACAGCCAAUGAGGGUCUGCUGAUGAACCAGAACCAGUUGAUUGAAUUUAAUCCCAACUUGGGUGAUGUGACUCGGGCCACGAGAGUGGCUUAUGUCAAGUUCAUGCGAAAGAAGAUGGCUGCGGAUGAGGUUUCCUUGGCCGACGACGGUAGUCCAAAUGGCGAAGCGGAGAAGAAACCUAUAGAUGCCUCUGGGUCAAAGAAAUCCAUUUCCAGUGGCGGAGGUGGUGGAGGAGUUUCCAUGAUGGCUGCAGCUGCUUUGCGAGCUUCCGUCAAGAAUGUGGACGAAAAGUCUGAUGACAAGGACAAGGAUAAGAAACCCGAUGGCAAAGCAAGUACUGUCAGUAAGCCAUCGGAUGACAACAAGUCCAGUGAGGUGAAGAAACCAGGCGAUGACAAGGACAAAGAUACGAAGCAGCCUCCCAAGGACUCCAAGCCGCCACCAGGUGGUCCGAAGCCCGGGGAUCAGAAACCUGCUCCAGCAGCUGGGGCUCCAAAGCCCCAGGCAGCUGGCAAUGGCAGCAAGCCCAGUGACCAGCAAAAGAAGGAUGCUCCGGCACCUCCAUCCAAGCCUGCAGACACCAAGCCAUCAGCUCCCAAGCCCGGAGAACCUGCAAAGCCCGAGGCAGCUGCCAAGAAAGAGGAGUCUUCUAAGAGCGAGGCCAGCAAGCCGGCAGCCACAAAUGGAGCCGCCAAAAGUGCUGCUCCCUCAGCUCCAGCGGAUGCCAAGCCAGAUCCCAAAUUAAAAGCGGCAGGAGCUGGAGCUCCGGAAGGAACCAAAGCCACCAAUGGAGCCUCCAAGCCGGAUGACAAGAACAGCGGCCAGGAGCAGCCCAAAAAGACUGGAGAUGAUGCCAAGAAACCGGAAGAUGCCAAGGACAAGGAUAAGAAACCAGGCGAUGGCAAGGAUAAGAAACCUGGUGAUGAGAAGGACAAAAAACCUGGCGACGACAAAGACAAGAAACCGGCCGACGAUAAGGAUAAGAAGCCGGCUGACGACAAGGACAAGAAACCAAGCGACGACAAGGAUAAGAAACCAGCCGACGAUAAGGACAAGAAGCCAGGAGCAGCUCCUCUAAAACCGGCGAUCAAGGUGGGUCAAAGCAGUGCGGCAGCCGGUGGAGAACGCGGCAAAUCCACGGUCACAGGUCGCAUGAUCUCCGGCUGGCUAUAAACCAUUCGCGGAAUCCACUUUCGACCGAUUGAAUAGCAGUUAUAGACAAUUAAGUCCCUCUGUUUGUGUGAACAAUAAACGAAUCUCAAAUACAAGUA
Messenger RNA from Drosophila rhopaloa, 4118 nucleotides. RefSeq names its product transient receptor potential protein (gene trp). The record is from RefSeq and is a predicted model, not a curated record. Bases 175 to 4020 code for a protein of 1281 amino acids. The transcript has 14 exons. Gene Ontology annotation, biological process: regulation of cytosolic calcium ion concentration; calcium ion transmembrane transport; manganese ion transport. Gene Ontology annotation, molecular function: inositol 1,4,5 trisphosphate binding; protein binding; store-operated calcium channel activity. NCBI's taxonomy places the organism in Eukaryota, Metazoa, Arthropoda, Insecta, Diptera, Drosophilidae. Gene Ontology annotation, cellular component: membrane; cation channel complex.